Messenger RNA from Medioppia subpectinata, 939 nucleotides. The record is from the annotation of a GenBank genome assembly. NCBI's taxonomy places the organism in Eukaryota, Metazoa, Arthropoda, Arachnida, Sarcoptiformes, Oppiidae.
AUGGAUAUAAGCGAUGAUGGGGAGGAAGAGCCGCAAAACCACUCUUACAUUCAUCAUUUUGAUCAACUCCAACGGAUAGGUAGGGGUGGGUUCGGCACUGUGUAUAAAGUGAAGCAUAAAUUAGACGCAGAGAUUUACGCUAUUAAAAAGGUCACUUAUACCGAAAUAAGUGAUGACCACAAACACCGAGUGGUCGAUGAGGUAAAAUGUUUGGCAAAGUUGAGCUCACAAUAUGUGGUACAGUAUCACAACUCAUGGCUCGACAAAAAUAACAAUCGACUGUACAUUCAGAUGGAGUAUUGCCCGCAAAGUCUGCGCACAGUAUUGGAGACUAAAGGGCCGGCAUUUGGCAGACAAUGGGCGGCCGAAGCGAUGAAUCCGUUUGAGUAUUUCAUAUCGUGUGAAAUAUUCAAAGAGCUCUUAGAGUGCGUCCAGUAUUUACAUGAAUUAAAACCUCAGAUAAUACAUCGCGAUCUUAAACCCGAAAAUGUGUUGAUUGCCAACACAUUAAGCGGUAAUAACAACAAUAGCCGGCGAUUCAUAAAAUUGUGUGACUUUGGUUUGGCCACUGUUCACGACCCGAGCCGACACACUGCCAGUCGAUACCAGCACUCGGCUGUCGGCACACGUGUAUACGUAGCGCCCGAAGUAUAUAAUGGCAGAUAUAACCACAAGUCAGACAUAUAUAGUCUUGGAAUAAUUGGACAAAGUUUGCUUGACAUCAAUAUAUACGACACCCAAUCGUUUGCUGCAAAUGAUUUGCUUUUCAAGACAUCCAUAAUAUGUAUGAAUGAGUUAUUGGAGAAAAUGGCGGCGAAUUGGAAACAAAGACCUGAGUGUCGGGAAGUGUUGGCCAAACAUAACGAGUGGUCUAUCGAUAAGACUGUUGUCGCGAAUCACAAGGAAUUCAAUUCAGUGUUAAAUACACUGAAAUCUAAC